UCCUGCAUCCGGGCUCGGCCGUGAGAGCUGGGAAGGCUGGCAGGAGACAUGGAGGUUCGCGGCGAGGAUCCCGCGAACCCGGGCUGUUCAUCCUCCACCCGAGACCGCCCCGGAGUCCCUGUGUCCAAGGAGCUGCUGACGGCCGGGAGCGGCGGCCGCGGAGGUAUAUGGGACAAGCUGCUCAUCACUGCCAAGCCUGAUUCCAAGAAGGCGACCACUCUUCAGACCGUGCGUGUGGAGCGGAGUCCCUUAUUGGAACAAGUCCAGAGCUUUCUCCCACAGAUGGCACAGGCAAAUGAAAAGCUAAGAGAAGAAAUGGCAGCUGCGCCACCUGGGCAUUUCAACAUUGAGAAUACUGACGGGACCCUCGGGAAGGUCAUCCAGAUGGAUGUGGCCUUGUUUGAGAUGGAUCAGCUGGACUCGAAGGAGGACCAUUCAGAAGAGAGUUCAGAAGACACUUCGGACGAGAGUUCUUCAUCCGAGGAUGAGGAUGACAGCAUCUCUUGUGAAGUCACCGUAGAUAACAUUAAGCUUCCUAAUUUGGAAGGCAGAAGAGGCAAGAUUGAAGUUCUGGACAGUCCAGCAAGUAAAAAAAAGAAAUAGUGAAACAGACGGUGAGAGAGAAGCAGGUGGCAGAUGCCAGUGGGUUCUGUGGAAGAGAACGGGGCUCGCUGGCCCUUCUGCAUUUCAGGUAUCGAUGGUGCUUUUGUGUUUUAGAAGGAAAAGUUUAAACAAGAACAGAGCUGGAGCCAAGACGGAUUUAUGAGUCAGGCAGCACUCCAAACGCCAACGGGGGGUCAGAGAACUGCCUCCUGCAGCAUUGGAGACAAGCUGUGGGGCCGCUGCCUGGGGACAGGCAGUGUGGAUGGAUGCAGCUGGUUAGCGCUGAGUGUUCGCCUUUUGCUCCUGGUUUUAUUCAGUGGCUGCCUGGGAUUGACUGUGUGUGCACAUCUGAGCCCUUACAAACACAUGGUCCUGGGUCUCAGAACGUGCAGACUACCCUAAGCUAAUGGCCUUCAACGUAAACACAGCACCUGCUGGGUGUGCUGCUCUGAGAAGCCAGGCUGGCUGUGCAAGAGUGGGAACAUGGGACAUUCUGGUUUCUUCCAGUGGGAAAUUGAUCAUAUGCUAAAGAGAUUGCCUAUUUAGAAGCAUAACUCUGUGUGUGGUGAUGGAUGCCUCUAGAGGCCUCUUCUUUCUUCAGCAUGAAUUUCAGAAGUACCAGACUUACUUAUUUUAAGAUACAACUGCAAAUCACCAGUUUGUUUUUGUUUGAAAUUAUCCUCUUGGAGAAAACAGUGUCGUUUUAUAAGCUUAUUUUGAAGUCUAAUUUAUCUGUCACCCUCCAAAUGAGUUCCAUGAGUGAAUUUUUUCAGAAGAAUGACUUCUGUUUAGCUAUCCUGUCUAUCUUCCUUAAUAAAGGUUCCCUUGUAGUUUGAA
This is a messenger RNA of Ochotona curzoniae (black-lipped pika), 1440 nucleotides long. It is a transcript of the gene NOPCHAP1, whose product is annotated as NOP protein chaperone 1. The coding region runs from base 49 to 603 and encodes 184 amino acids. Gene Ontology annotation, molecular function: box C/D methylation guide snoRNP complex binding. The record is from RefSeq and is a predicted model, not a curated record. NCBI's taxonomy places the organism in Eukaryota, Metazoa, Chordata, Mammalia, Lagomorpha, Ochotonidae. The transcript is spliced from 4 exons. Gene Ontology annotation, biological process: box C/D snoRNP assembly.